This is a messenger RNA of Elephantulus edwardii (Cape elephant shrew), 1200 nucleotides long. RefSeq names its product heterogeneous nuclear ribonucleoprotein A3-like. Gene Ontology annotation, molecular function: RNA binding. Bases 1 to 1200 code for a protein of 399 amino acids. NCBI's taxonomy places the organism in Eukaryota, Metazoa, Chordata, Mammalia, Macroscelidea, Macroscelididae. The transcript has 2 exons. The record is from RefSeq and is a predicted model, not a curated record.
AUGACCCUCUUAACCCCGCCAUUGUCUGCCCUGCUGGAAUGUGCAGCGCUCCCCACGCCCGCGCACCUGUGCACACGGAUGCUGUUUGAGGAUGGCCCAGUUGGAAGAGGCGAGUCCGGUCUCAAAAUCGAGGGUCAUGAUCCUAAAGAACCAGAGCAGUUACGGAAACUGUUUAUUGGUGGUCUGAGCUUUGAAACUACAGAUGAUAGCUUAAGAGAACAUUUUGAGAAAUGGGGCACACUUACGGAUUGUGUGGUGAUGAGAGACCCCCAAACAAAACGUUCCAGGGGCUUUGGUUUUGUGACUUACUCUUGUGUUGAAGAGGUGGAUGCAGCAAUGUGUGCGCGGCCACACAAGGUUGAUGGACGCGUAGUGGAACCAAAGAGAGCUGUUUCUAGAGAGGAUUCUGUAAAGCCUGGUGCCCAUCUCACAAUGAAGAAAAUUUUUGUUGGUGGCAUUCAAGAAGAUACAGAAGAGUAUAAUUUGAGAGACUACUUUGAAAAAUAUGGCAAAAUAGAAACCAUAGAAGUUAUGGAAGACAGGCAGAGUGGAAAAAAGAGAGGAUUUGCUUUUGUAACUUUUGAUGAUCAUGACACAGUUGAUAAAAUUGUUGUUCAGAAAUACCACACUAUUAAUGGGCACAAUUGUGAAGUGAAAAAGGCCCUUUCUAAGCAAGAGAUGCAGUCUGCUGGCUCACAAAGAGGUCGUGGAGGUGGAUCUGGGAACUUUAUGGGUCGUGGAGGAAACUUUGGAGGUGGUGGAGGGAACUUUGGCCGUGGUGGGAACUUUGGUGGACGAGGAGGCUAUGGUGGAGGAGGUGGUGGCAGCAGAGGUAGUUAUGGAGGAGGCGAUGGUGGUUACAAUGGAUUUGGAGGUGAUGGUGGCAAUUACGGUGGUGGCCCUGGUUAUAGUAGUAGAGGGGGCUAUGGUGGUGGUGGACCAGGAUAUGGAAACCAAGGUGGUGGAUAUGGUGGCGGUGGUGGAGGAUAUGAUGGUUACAAUGAAGGCAGAAACUUUGGCGGGGGUAACUAUGGUGGUGGUGGAAACUAUAAUGAUUUUGGAAAUUAUAGUGGACAACAGCAGUCAAAUUAUGGACCCAUGAAGGGGGGCAGUUUUGGUGGAAGAAGCUCGGGCAGUCCUUAUGGUGGUGGUUAUGGAUCUGGUGGUGGAAGUGGUGGAUAUGGUAGCAGAAGGUUCUAA